Messenger RNA from Micromonas pusilla CCMP1545, 576 nucleotides. RefSeq lists its product as uncharacterized. The record is from RefSeq and is a predicted model, not a curated record. The transcript has a single exon. NCBI's taxonomy places the organism in Eukaryota, Viridiplantae, Chlorophyta, Mamiellophyceae, Mamiellales, Mamiellaceae. Bases 1 to 576 code for a protein of 191 amino acids.
AUGGCGCGACAUCGAGGCGCGUCGCCGGCCGCGUCCGGGCGCUCGAGGACGUCCAUCGUUUUUCUUCCUCCCGCCUUCUUCGAUCUCGCCGCUGAACGCCCGCCCCCCUCCAUCCCUCCCUUCCUUCCCUCCCUCCAUCAGAAAACGCUGCGGGACCUCCUCCUCCCCGUCGUCAUCGUCUUCGCGCUCAUCGUCCUCGAGGUCAUCAUCGGCGAGGAAUCCCUCCCCGCGGUCCCGAAACUCCCCGCGGUCGACACCGCGUGCGAUCCGCACCCGCCCGGCGCGAACGUCUCGAGAGGCGCGGUGUGCUGGUACUACCCCGUGCGCGCGACGCACGAGCACGUCGUGGGGUACGCGCCGAACAACUACGCGUCGAUUAACGCGCUCAUGGCGGACGUGCUCCCGAGGGUCGCGGACUCCGCGCCGCGGCUGCACGCGGAGUGGACGGGCGAGCUCACCAUGCGAGGCUUCGAGACGGAAUCGGCGCUCGUGGAGUUUUACAAGACGCAGGCGCGUUCUAUCUCAUCACACUGGUUCCCAUACGACCUCGUCGGCGUGGUGAACGCCGAUCCUUAA